CUCUUCCAUUUCAUGCUUUCAUUCUGUCACCUCCUCUCCUCCUCCCUCUUUCUCUUUUUCCUGGUCUUCUUCUCCACUUGUCCCUGCAGACUGCACCUGAGUGACCCUGUUACAUGGACAACAGCAGGAGAGAUAGCACCACGCAGCUACCAGUAUCUCCAUCUUAUCUCUGCCGCUGGACCAAAUAGUGCUUGCAGUCCACUACCAGGUCCUCGUCAGAUGGCGUUCUGCUUGGCUGAACUGCACUUGUGGUCCACCAAGAGCUCACUGCAAGUCAAUGAUACAGAUAUUGGCACCUAUCAGUACUACGAUAAAGGAGAGCCAGCUGGCCCACUUGAGCAUCACUAUUACAAUGAGAAACUGCAUUUCUGUGAAGCUCGAGGUCUCACAUGGAACCCUAGAAAUCACAGACCUGAGAAGCUUCGUGAUUCGCUCAAAGAGUUGGAGGAACUGUUGUUGACCAGCACCUGCGUUCACAACAGAUGGAGAAGCAAGAACUGUUGCCAGUUGAUGCUGAGCAGUGGGAUACUGAUAACCCUAUCACUGAAUGGACCUCAGUUGGAACAAGUAUGUGUCGACCGCACAUUAGUUGGACGACUUCCAGGCAACACUGUGACUGACGCAAUCGUCACUGAUAGGCUGAUUGUGCUGUCCUUCCUGGAGCAAAGCCAGCUGUGUGCAGUGUACAUCAACAAGAAGAACCUCACCUCAUCAGAGACAGUGCGAAAAGCAGAGAAACUUUCCCCCUCUGAAAUCAAGCUUUUCUGUGUGGAGCUGAGUGGCCAGGGGCAUAGGCUACACAGACACGUCGCUCUCAAUCGUCAGCAGGAUAUAGCUCUGUGCUGGUGGAGCCAGGUGGAAUCUGAAGAGGAGCUGUGGCCAUGGAGUCCCACAGAAUCACAUAGGAACAACCUGGUUCUGCUCAGCUGCUCCCCCACCGAGGGUCUCAAGGUACUGAACUCCAUCCACACAGAAGGCAACCCCAUUGACUGCCGCUUUAGUCUUCUCCAGCCUUAUCAGCUCUUGACAGUGGAACUUCCUCAAACAUCCCAAACUUUAUCAGAGGGGCCUCGGGCUGACUCCUGUGUGUAUGAAUGUGCUCGUGGACGACUUCAUCGUCUUUCUGUCACCCACAUCCCACUCCCAUCCCAGCCCACCUGCUGCUCCACUCACCCCUCAGAAAGCAUACUUAUGUUGGGCUUAAAGGACUCCUCCCUGGUGCUGUAUGACCAACGGCGCAGAGUUUCUCUUCUUGCCUCUUGCCCUGUGCCCCCUGCCCUUUUGGCCUGGCAUCCAUCUGGUGCUGUGGUGGUAGUUGGGGGAGGACAGGAUGAGCUAAUGUGUUUUGAUGUCGGCUUAGCUCCUUUAGGCCUUGCAUUGUUAUCUGAAGAGAUGACCUCAGCCGCCACUCUACGACUGACCCAGCACCUGCGCUGCUCUGGCAGUCUGGAGGGGCUUCACUGGGGGUCCAUGCUGGAUGGAGGCCCAGAGGGGACAAUGACCCUCAUGUUGGCAUUUCACACAGGACCUCUUGGUGUACUGAGAUUUAGAUUUGGGUCUCUGUCUGGAGGCCACAUAGGUCCCGAGGAGGUGCUGCAGCAGAGACUGUGCUGUGGUCAGGUGCAGGAGGCUCUGGGCAUCCUGGAGGCCCUGGACUUUAACGCUGCAGGAGGCCAGUGCUUCAGAGGCCUCAGCUCCAUCAUCAACCACCUGCUCAGACUGCCACUCAACAAAGAGAGAGAAAAUCAACUGGAAGCAGCCCUGGGUGUAUUUUAUGCUGCUCCUGCCCCUUUAUGUGAUACAGUGAUUCUGGAGUACAGAGACCCUGUGAGCAAGUACGCCCGGCGCUUUUUUCAUCACCUCCUCAGGCAUCAGCGUUUUGAGAAGGCCUUUCUACUCGCUGUAGAUUUGGAGGACAGAGACCUGUUUAUGGACCUCCAUUAUGUCGCCAGCGAUAAGGGUGAGGUGGUGCUCGCAGAUGUGUCCAGGAGGAAAGCUAAUGAAAUGGAGGCCCGGGUCGACGCAGACUUUGUGAGUGGUACUAACAGUGAGCCUGCUCCCAGCCUCGGGGACAGACAGACAGAGAGGAACCAGAGUGCAACAGGACCCUCACCGCCCUCCGCUCCCACAGCGCAUGACCGAAAAGUGAGUGAGAGAAGUCAAGUGCCUGAAACCCUGCGAGUGACAGUGAGCGGCCAUGCCUUCAGGACUCUCAGACACACAGGUUUUGCAGGAGGUGACAAAGCCAGUGCAAAUGAAGAUGAAGACCCUGGGAGCCUUCGAGUGGUACAUUUAGGAAUGGUUUGACACUGCACACAUGUAGUUUUAUAGUUUUUGUAAAGGUGUAAUGUUAUCUGCACUUGUAAUAUUGUGUUGGAUGCAACAGUAUUAAGAGUAUAUUUCACUCUUGACAUAUUGACUUUAUAGCUGCCAAAGUGUAUAUAUUUGUUUUAUAGUAGUCACAGUAUUUAUGUUAAUACUUUUACUUUUCCAAUCAGCCAAAAUCAUGGCACAUGUCUUAAAGUGUAAACUCAGCUGCAAACAUUACCAUUGGGACUUUGCAUUUAUAAAACAUGACUCUGUUUAAGCCGUACCAUUAAUAAGAGGGCAAAAUAAAAGCUGCUAUUAUACUUCCAUCAGCUCUGAUAUUCAAUACAUUUACUAUGUGUGUGCUUCUGUCGUGUGUGUUGGCCAAGAUUACGGGCCACAGUUUUAUUCAUGAACAGGAGCCAACCCGCGACUUUAAAGCAUCGCGCCGAGCCCCUUUCCUGAACAGCAGCCAUGGCCGUGUCAGAGCUGUCGACGCGCCGCGCUCAGCCACUAAUCUGACAGCGCCGCGCGAGCCCUAAUCCCCCACUGUAUCGUAAUCUAUUUACUUUGCAUUCUAAGAGGAUUUCCACCAAAAAAUAUACAAGAAGCGAUGUUGGGAAUGGACAGAAGAUCAGCCAGGAUGCUUUGCUCGCUUCUCUUUUUUGUUUUGUUAGCUUUAAAAAAUCAUUGUAUGUUUUUUGGGGAGUCAAUUCACGGCGAGAGCGAUGGGUGAAAGACUUACAUUUGUGACUGAUACUAAUACUUCUCUUAUGUAAACAUCAAAAUGCAGUGUUUCCUUUCGGAUGAUGCAGUCACACUACAGAGGCUGCUGGUGAUAAGUGGCAUCUGUCUCUGCCUUUAGUGCGUCUCUUGACACGUUCAUAAUUUACAGACCCAGGCAGUAUUAUCUUACGAUUGUUUGACUUGACAGCUCCUACAAAAGCUGCAAAAUCGGUUAACAUCCAAGUACAAGUUCCUCCCAUGUGCGCUAUGGCCUACACACAGUAGCCCCCUUUGACAUGCAAACAGUGAAAUCUGUUCUGUCAUAACACCAUAAACAAAGUAGACGACCGAAUACUCCGCUCAGUUACCCUUUAAGCAAUUAUGUCAGCUUUGUAAAUCAAAUGUAGUUAUGCCUCAUUUAAAAUGUGGCCAGCAGCUCAUUGUGAAAACACUGCCUUUCGCUCAAAUCUUGUGUCUGUAGAGAUGACUGUAGAGAUAGGCUUAUUAGUGGUAUUAACAUACUGUGUGGAGCUGGAACGGCCUUGUUAACAUUUGGAAAUGAAUCCAGCCUACAGCUCUCACUUUUAUCAAGGUUCAUUGUUUUUUCUUCUUCCUCAACAGCUCAAAGUGUUUCUACCCAGACCUUAUCACAGCUAAUGAUGCCAAUGAUUGUACUGAAACGCUCCCCUCUGGCUCUUUGUGGUAAAGAUUUGUUUUACGCACACAAUAACAUAAUAGACAAAUAUCCCAGCAUGCCUUGGGGCAAGAGGGAGAGUGCAAAUUAACCACAGAUGAGAAUUUGAAUUGUAUGAAGUGCGAUAAAGUGAUUGGUCUUACUGAUUAAGAACACAAGACCCAAAAACAUUAUUUGAACAUUUUUAGAUGGAUAGAAAUGUCCACAAUGAUUUGCCUAAAAUUUGUUUCAUUUUACUUCCUGUUGUUUGCAUAUUGGUUUGGCAUGUUAAAAUGCGAGAUUCUCUUCCUGCCACUGCCCUGUUCAUUUCAUAGCUCUAUUACAUCUUAAAGUUUUACCUUGCUACUAACUCCAGUGCUUCUUACAGCAUAUUUUAAAGGUGAAAGGUCGUGAGUCAUGUUAAGACAAUAGUACAUCGCUUCUACAUUUCAGACCCAUGCUGUUGUUUUUCGUCAUUGCUUUUGGAUUAGUGCGUGGACAGAAACUGACCAUUUGCAAAUAAUGAGUCUGCUAAAUAAACAAGGAAAUUGUGAGCGGAGAGGUGAUGCCUGAAGGCCAGUGAGUCUCGUGCUAAGCCUUUGCAGGGCUGGAGCAGAGCAGACAUGUCGGGACACGGGGCAGGGUACAUCCUUUCCACAUGAGAUAAUAUGGGCCCUUUUAAAAUACCUUUUCUUUUCGUCCUGCUCUUGUCCCCCAAACACAACCGAUUCACUGUAUGGAGGAAGUAAUGGUCAUCUUUACUGUGUCCAAGC
Periophthalmus magnuspinnatus is the source of this 4479-nucleotide messenger RNA. RefSeq names its product WD repeat containing planar cell polarity effector (gene wdpcp). Gene Ontology annotation, cellular component: axonemal basal plate. NCBI's taxonomy places the organism in Eukaryota, Metazoa, Chordata, Actinopteri, Gobiiformes, Gobiidae. The coding region runs from base 13 to 2307 and encodes 764 amino acids. Gene Ontology annotation, biological process: cilium organization; establishment of protein localization; nervous system development. The transcript is spliced from 18 exons. The record is from RefSeq and is a predicted model, not a curated record. Gene Ontology annotation, molecular function: protein binding.